Molecule: messenger RNA, 4744 nt
Organism: Cotesia glomerata
Lineage: Eukaryota; Metazoa; Arthropoda; Insecta; Hymenoptera; Braconidae
Product: lachesin-like
Exons: 8
Coding region: 499-1779 (426 amino acids)
Cellular component (GO): neuron projection
Source: RefSeq, a predicted model, not a curated record
UCCCUGAAUGCAGUUUCCGUCGAAGCAUCGGCAAGAUACAACGUGCUUGAUAAAGCUCUUAUUCACCAUCUCUAUCUAACUAUUCCCACGUGACACGUGUUCCGCGAUUUAUUUCGUCCAGUUUAUUUAGUGACUUUUCUUUAAAAUUACAAUUUUUAUUUUAUUUCCCCGCUCGCUAAAAAAUUGCCAAAUUUUUUCAAAAUUUGUGAUCAAAAUUUUUUGUGGUGAAAUAAAUUUUAGUUUCUUUAAUUUUGUUUUUGCUGUUGUUGUUGUAUGUCAUUUUGAGACUUUCAGGUAAUCAUUAACAGAGGAUUAUUCAUCAUUCAAAUUUUUAUCUGGAAGGGAUGCUCAAAGAAGAAAGAAAAGGUGAAAAACUGGUGGAACGAGCAGUCCGGAGGGCAAGAGAGGUCGUGGAAUAAAAUUUCAUCGACGUCGUUCUUCAUCUAGUUUCGCUCUGAUGCCGGAUGCUUCAGUCAGUUUGGUUACCCGUGCUUUACAAUGCUUUGCCAUCGCACUUUCGUCGGCCUGCUGACUGUUUUUGGAGUACCCAUUGUAAUAAGAGGCUUGGAACCAGACUUCCUGUAUCCUUUGGAAAAUGUAACAAUCCCGCAAGGUCGAGACGCAACAUUCACUUGUGUAGUGAACAACCUAGGCGGAUACAGGGUGAGUCCUUCUUCCUACACCAGUGGAGAUCACAGUGGCGGCAAGACUACCCGGGUAGCUUGGAUAAAGGCAGACACAAAAGCAAUACUGGCAAUCCACGAACACGUUAUCACGAAUAAUGCCCGUCUAUCUGUCACCCACAAUGAUUACAAUACUUGGACUCUUCAUAUAAAGAAUGCUAAGCAAGAGGAUCGUGGACUCUACAUGUGCCAAGUUAAUACUGAUCCUAUGAAAAGCCAGAGUGCUUUCCUGGAAGUAGUCAUUCCACCAGAUAUUAUAUCCGAAGAAACGUCCGGCGACAUGAUGGUUCCAGAGGGCAGCUCUGCAAAACUAACCUGCAAAGCACGAGGCUACCCAAAACCAGAAAUAGUUUGGCGGCGCGAGGAUCGCGGGGACAUUAUUGUCAGAGACAUUAACGGUGGAACUAAAAUAAGACAAACUUCAGUCCAAGGCGAGGUACUGAUCUUAACAAAAGUAACAAGAAGCGAAAUGGGAACUUAUAUGUGUAUAGCAAGUAACGGAGUGCCUCCAUCGGUCAGUAAACAGAUGAUGUUGCAUGUCAACUUUCAUCCAAUGAUUCAAGUUCCGAACCAAUUAGUUGGCGCACCAGCAGGGACAAAUGUCACGCUGAUUUGUCAAGUGGAAGCUUCUCCAAAGGCCAUUAACUAUUGGACUCGUGAAACCGGUGAAAUGAUAAUAACCAAUCACAAGUAUACAAUGUCCGAGGAAAGGAUGUCUGACUAUAGUAUACAAAUGCGAUUAAUUAUACGUAAUUUACAGAAAACUGAUCUAGGUGGUUAUAAGUGUAUUUCAAAAAAUUCUAUUGGUGAAGCUGAAAGUAAUAUACGACUCUAUGAUAUGGAUUUAACCGAGCACUCGAGGAAAAACAACGAGGUGCCGAAUGAAGACGAUUCGAGCGAGUCACGCGAGCACCAUGGACACAGACUGAAUCGUAUUUAUCAAGGAUCCCUCAGGGAAAGUGGUUCAACAGGACAAACGCCCCUUGACACGGAGGGCACUUCCGCAGCCACAACUAUUAUCAAGAGUUUUCCUAAAUUAUCCAUUAUUUUAAUAAUUCAUUGUACACUCAAUAUAAUUCACAACGUUAUUACGUAAGCUAUUAAAAAAACACUAUUUAUUACUUAAAUUUAAAGUCUAUUUAUAAAUAUAUAAAUAUAAAUAUUAUAAUUUAUAAUAUAAUGAUUAUUGAAUAAAUAUAUAGUGUAAUACGCUCACGUAUUUUAUACAAGUGUUAAACGUAUAAUUGUUGCAGUGGAUGGGUGUAAAUUUAACCGAACUAAAACAUUAUUCGCUUCAUUGUUCAAAAGCAGUAUUGGCAAAUUAAAUCAACUAUACGAUUUCAUAUUCGAGUAUAAACGUUAAUUAAUAAACAGCAGUGCCAAAUAACGAAAUACAAUAUUAAUAUGUAUUUAAAAAGAGUAUUGUGAUUUGACGAAUAAAUUUUUGUUUGUUGAAUUCUUUGUUGAAAGCUUAUAAACAUAAUGAUUUCUUCUCCGGCUUUUUUAACUGUAAAUAAUUAUUGACACUGAUAAGGAUAAAUAAAGAGCGUUGAAAUUUCUUACUACUCAAUAUUCAAAAGGAGAUCCAAGAUAAAAUGGAAUAUUGUUUUUGAAAUAGAAAAUUUUUUAAGAAAUUCAAAUAAGAGUGUACUAUAUUUGUGAGUUACUGCACGGAAAAAAAUUUUCUUUAAAAAAAAUUACCGUUAAAUUCACGGUAAUCGAGGGAACAAAUGCGGCCCUUCUACUUAGUACCAUUUUUGGGCUCCCCGACUUUAUUAAUCCGCAAAAAUUACCCACGUCAAAAUUUCUCAGCAAAAAUUUCUCACACAACAAUAUCUCAAGUACAAUUAUUUCUAAAAACAAAAGUUAUCACAUCAUAAAUUAAUUUGACGAAAAUUAAUCAUCAUUUACGAAAAUGCUUAUAUAUAUCUUCAACAUUAACAUGGCCCUUUUAUCAUGGUUUUUGUGUGAGAAAUUUUUGCAUGAGAAAAAAGAGACGGUCACCCCAUUUUUUAAAUAAAAAUUAAUUUAUUUUAUGGCAGACUUUAUAAAAUUGAUCGAAAACCUAAUAAAAUUUACGGUAGACUACGGUAAAAUUUGUUGAAAAAAAGUUAAAACUUAUCUCACUUUCCGACAAAUGAUUAGGUCGUGCCAUCUGUCCCACAAUUAUCGUGAAUUUAACGUUAAUUUUUUAAGAAAAUUUCUUUCAUUGUAUCUAACUCUUCAUCGAAGAAAACAAAUAAUACAAGACAUUUUUAAGAAAAUAUUUUUUUUCAAUCAAUCAGUUUUUUUCAAUAAACUGUCAUUAUGUAAAUCUUAAAAUUUUUUAAUCAUAAUUUCGAAAAGUCAUAUUAAAAAGAUUGAUUCGGGUAUUUAUAAUCUAAAUAAUACGAAAAAAUACUAAACGAAAAAAUAUUUUUUUUAUUUUUAAACCGAUGUGACAUAUUCAACUCGGAUUUCCCUACAGUUUAAAUCGAUACACGCUAAACGUGCCACUAUAAAUAAAUAUAUCUAUAUUAAAUAUAAAAUAAAUAGAAAAUAUGUAAAUUCGAAUAAAGUGUAAAUAAAAAAGAAGUAAUGUCCAUAUAUUUCGAUGCUUGAUUAUAAAAUAAGUAAAUAAAAAUAAUCGAUUAUUGUAACGGAAGCAGCUUUUGAAAAUAUCAGUAAAUAUUAAAAAUUGAGUGAAUAUAAAUAUUGUUGUCCGUGUAGACUUUUUAACGCAUUAAUUGUGUAAAUAUGUCAUGGUAUGUUUCCAGUUGAUUUUUAUUCUAUUUUACGUAUUAAUAUAUAUUAAUAUUAUAUCCACGUCAGAAAUAUGAUAUGUCGGUUUGAUAAUAAAAAUAUAGAAUAGUAAUAAAUAUUGAUUUAUUAAAAUAAACUUUAAUAAAUUGAAAAGUUUAUAAAUGGAAUGUAUUGGUAAUAUAAAUGUGUUUUGUGCCAAAAUGUAAAGUUAAUAAUAAAUUAUGAAAGUUAUUUCACAAGCUUAAAAAAAUAAAAAUAAAUUGAAGUAUAAUGCGGUAUAGUAGGAUAAUAUACAAUAUAACUUGAGAAAAUAAUGCAGCUAUCGGAUUGAUGAUUGAAACAAAGUUAUGGCAAAGUUAUAACGAUAAUAAGUAUGCUGUUAUAUUUUUACUGAGUUAUCGAAGAUCGCCUCAGGCGAGUUAUUUUAAUGAAAUAACUGUAUCCAAAGUUAAUAUAAACUUCCUAACAGAUCUGAAUCAUUUCUUUAUCAAUUAACUCAAAUACCUACGGAAAUACAACCCGGGACACAACCCGGGGUGGAAUACAGUGGAACUGUUAAUAAAUAAUUGGUGAUUAUCAGGUGCGCGAUCUUAAUAUUAAAAAUCAAAAAGUAUUUAAAUCUAGAUAAGCUUUACAUAAUUGCCAAAAAUUUCUUCUUAAGGUUUCUUGGACACGAUAUAUAUAGUUUGUACUAUUAUUUUCCUUUCUAUUCGUUAAUGUUGCCUUUCUUACGGAAUAUAUGUAGCUCACUUUUUGGUUAUUUUCCGAAUAAAAAUUUUUUCUAUUAAAGUAUUAACAAAAUCCUUCGUCAGAAUAUUGUAAAAAAUUUAAAAAUAAUCUAUAAAAAGCGAUUUAUAAAAAUAAAAGUUUUUCGUUUUCUUAUCUUUAGUAAGUUCCGCGAGAUUUUUCAAAAUAAAUAUAUCCGUCUAACAUUUACUAUAGACUGUACCCGUGCAAAAAAAAUUCUGAUUCAAAAUGAAUUUAAGAUUGAAAUUCAUAUUUUGACAUAAAUAUGAAUUAGUUUUGAGAUCAAUCCAAAUUUGAAAUUGAUUUGUAGAUAGAAAUUAGCACGUCUGUAGAACUUUCGAUCCUGCUUCAAAAUUUUAAUAAAGGCUUAAAAAUAUUUAGGAUUAAUUUUGUAUAUAAAAUAUUUUUAAGUAUUUAUUAAAAUUCUGAAGCAGGAUCGAACGUUCUACAGACGUGCUAAUUUCUAUUUGCAAAUCAAUUUCAAAUUUGGAUUGAUCUCAAAACUAAUUCAUAUUUGUGUCAAAAUAUGAAUUUCAAUCUUAAAUUCAUUUUGAAUCAGAAUUUUUUUUGCA